This is a messenger RNA of Scatophagus argus, 4476 nucleotides long. It is a transcript of the gene bri3bp, whose product is annotated as bri3 binding protein. The record is from RefSeq and is a predicted model, not a curated record. The transcript has 3 exons. Lineage: Eukaryota; Metazoa; Chordata; Actinopteri; Scatophagidae. Bases 168 to 869 code for a protein of 233 amino acids. Gene Ontology annotation, cellular component: mitochondrion.
UAGCGGGAAUACGAGGCGCCUUGAAGGCAACACUGCUUCUCACCACCAUCGGUCUGUCAUAUAUCAGCAAGGUGUUACUUUAGGCAGCUAACCACCUGCGCUACGUUGCGUUUUAUUAAAAUAUUUUGUAAUACAUUUCUGAUUGACAUCUCGGGGUAUUUGGUACCAUGAAGGGAAUCAGGUUUUUCUUGGUUUUAUUGGUGCUUUCUGCGUCUCUGUUGUGCACAACCGAAGCGGCCAGGAGCAGGACCAGCAACCAGAACAGCUUCCGACGGGUGGCUAACGGCAUCUACCAGACUCUGAGCAGUGUUUUCGGAGAGGAUAACAUUAGAGGGUUAUACAAGUUUUUCUCCAAAACAACAGAGCGGUUUGUCCAUGGAGUGGACUCUUUUCUCGACACCAUCUGGAAGAUUUGGUCGGAUUUGCUGGAUGUGAUGGGCAUCGACUCCUCAAACCUCAGCCACUACUUCAGUCUCACGUCCCUGACCAACUCUCCAGCUCGGGCCCUUCUCCUUGUUGCCGCUUUGCUCCUGGCAUACUGGUUCCUCUCCAUGUUCCUGGGGGGUUUCUUUUACCUGCUACACGCCGUGUUUGGCCGCUUCUUUUGGCUAGCACGUGUCACACUCUUCGCCCUGUCCUGCCUCUACAUCCUGCAGAAGUUUGAGGGCGAUCCCGAGCGCGCAGUGCUGCCGCUGUGCUUCAUCAUGGCCGUUUACUUCAUGACAGGGCCUGUGGGAGCGUACUGGCGUCGGGGAGGUGGGGCAGGUUCACUGGAAGAGAAAAUUGACCACCUGGACACUCAGAUCAGGCUGCUCAACAUCAGGCUGAGCCGUGUCAUAGACAGCCUGGAGCGCACUGGUGAUCAGUAGAUGGCAGCAAGGAUGAGUGGGAGGGAGGGGGAAAUGUAGAACCAGCUGCAGCUGAUGUCAGAAAGAGGUUUCCUGUACACAUCUGCAGCAACACAACUACUGGGUAUUUACAACUCUAUUGUCAGAUGGGAGAUAGAACUAGAUUUGAAAACAGUAUUUUAACUGCUCGAGUUGAUUUAAGUUACAGAGUUCCUAAAAAUCCUCAGAGGUGUGGACAGUUGACUUGAUGCAAUUUUUUCUUUUGUUUUUGUCUGAAGGCUUUGAGGGGUUUUUGCUUCAUCUGUGAGGAAGUUAUCAGAGCGAUGUCCAUGGUUUCCUAAAAUGCUGGCCCAUUUCUACACCUCAGCUACUUUUGAGAAACUUCCAAGUUGAGGCUUGAAUUUUUUUGGCAUUUGGAAAAGUGUUGUCAGUGCUUGUACUAAAUGAAUAAGCAUAACCUUGGGGUUCAAAUUCACACAGGGACCUUCCACAAACAUUUUUCCCCUUUUUAAAUCCAUUGAAAUAGGAAAGGGGUUGGGUGUCUGAUGCAGGAGACUGAUUCAAACAUUGUAUUUCUAAUAUGUAAAAAUCCUCGAGAUGUUGGAUAGUUGUUCAUAGUAAAAUUUAUUUAUUCCAUUUUCCAUCCAAAAUGUUGAAAUCAUGUAGUCACUGUUCCACCGUGGUAAUAGUUUGACAUCAGGACCUCUUUUUCAUUGUGUGUUUUUCUGUUUGUAUGUAUGGGAGCAUGAGCAAAAUGCAUCUGGGUGAUCUACUCAAAUUUGUGUGUUUUAAGCUUUUGACAUGGAAAAGCACUGUAUCAAGAAGUCACCGUGAGACUAGGAGAAAAUGCAGACAGACGACAGUAUCUCAGGGACUCAACCAACACACAUAUAGAAUUGGAAAAGAGUCAUCAAGUAAAUUAAAUUCAUGUUUGGUCUCUUUGAUUUACUUCACAGUUUCUGGUCUGACUCAGUAAUAGACAAUACUUACUUGUAAAUGGAUGCACAGACUGUCUCCUUGCAUCAUAUUGAAUUUCAAGUUUGCUUAAUGUCUAAAACCAAACCCGGCUCGUCAUUAAGGGUUUUGAUAAUUAAUUAGCAUGGGGAUUUUGAACUGCAGCUUGAGGUUUUAAAGUUUAAUUUGGGAUAUAGCAUUUUCAACAUUUAAAUGUGUGAAGCCAUAAGCAGAUUAUCCACAAAAGUGUUUUAGAAAAAAGUACUCGAGUUGUUUUGAGUCACAUCGUACUGACUUGAAGUAUGUCUUAAUAACUAUAUUAGAAUAAGGAUUGUCAGUGAAGUAAAUAGGAUCUGUUUCUUAAUUACAGAUUAAAUUCGGUCUUGUGCCUUUGAUCCUGUGGCAAAACUCUAAGCCUUGACCUGCACUGGAAAAGACAUGUUUGUGACUUGAGAGGUUCACAAACAGCCUGAUUAUUACAACAGUAUAACAUUAUGUUAAAACUGUGAUUUGGACAUUAAUGUGCAUCACUGCGGGCAACUCCAGUUUGUUAGUGUGCUUUUUAUAUCUUUAUUAUUUCUGCCAGUCUUUUUAAUGUUUCUUAUCAUGUAUUGUCAUAUCAGACUGGGACUUUCCUUGCCAUGCUCCUUUAUUGUCAACACAUAUGUCUUCAUGUAUUCAUAUUCCCCUUGGCAGAGUUUUGUAAUUUCAAUUUAUACAAUCUGAACUCUAUAAACAAAUGUUUUUAUACCAACGACCCUAAUGCUGUGCAAAUUUGGGGUGAAAAAUGUUGCUUUCAGUGUCUCCUGAGAAAGAUUUAUUAAAGGAGGACAAGACAGUAAUGUCACAGGAUGUCUGAAUUGAUGACAUGGCUCUUACAAACUCCUCAGCGACUAUUAGUAUGUGUGAGAUGCUUUGGUGUGCAAUUUCUUGCGCCACUCCUAAUGUUUGUCAGUGAGGGCGUUGACGCUCUUCUUUAAGAAGGAAAGCGAUGCAUCGCACAAACCCCAGACACAUGGACUCUAGCUGUUUCUCAGCACACUCAGAUAAUUACCAUUAGAUGUGUUUUUUUGUUUGUUUGUUUGGUUGUUUAUUUAGUACAAUAGCUGGAUUCAGAUGUUCUUUUCAGUCCCACUGUCUUGCCUUGUGCUUGGAAUGAAGGCUCGGUGCCAGCAAAAUGCAACAGAAAUUUAAAAAAGUUUAUUAUAGAAAAAUUCUUAAUUUUCCCCAAACGCACCCAGUUUGUCUCUGCAGUAAACCCCCAGCCUCCAGAUAGUCCAUAUAGCCAAAGUAUCUGGGAUUUUCUUGCAUGCUUUAUUUAUGCUUCUAAUGUUAUGUUAAAUUAUAUACAUGUUGUUGACCGCCCAGGUAGGGAGCAAAAUCCUUCCAAAAUGUGAUGUGUGAUGAUUAUGUUAGGGAUUUGUAUUAAAAAUACAUUUUUCUGUACCAUUGCAUACAGUCUGUACCGUUCGACUGUAAUGACUUUACUCUAUAGACCAAAUUAUCACAUUUACAAGGGCUGUUUAACCAUAUAGAACUAAAGCGGACUGAAACCCCUCUAUCAUCACAGCCUUUCUGUUUUGUGAUCUGACAAAUUUUAAAGUGUGUAAAAUGAUUGCUCUUGAUGAAUUCAGAGGUAAAGCUGACCUUGAAGGAGGCGAUGGUGCAGGCGUCUUGUAAUGUGUAGUUGUAGUCUGUGAUGGUGUAUGUUUUACUAACAACAGCACAUAUGAUUUAUGAAGGAGAUAAUUCAAUGUUAAUAAUCAUGUAUGUCACUGAAAGAAACUUUUUACCAAUUACUUAAUUAGUUUACCAAUGUGUUAUGAUGCUACUAAAGUUGGGGUCAAGUGAUCUUAACAGGUCAGGUUUGUCAUUUGUUGCUGUAUGAAAUUCAAAUUCAUUGUAAGUUGCUUCAGGACUUCAGAUGAUUCAGGAUCUUGGUGGGUGCUUAUCAUGACUUGUAUUUUAGACACUGAAAAAAGAACGGGGAGUGAAGUUGUUUCUCUUCACAUGCACGCAAGUUCUCUCACUUUUUUUUUUCUUUUUUUUGCCACCACUAAAAUUUCUAAGAUUUCUGAGACAAAAAUCUUGAAAACAAGACUCUAAGAUGGAGGCUUAAAUUGUCCUUUCAAAUAUCAUGCAAAAGACACUGUAUGCUAGAAGUUGCCACUAACUGGAGUCCUACUCUUGUACCACUUGACUUUACCUCUUGGAUGUUGAAAUAUGCCAGUGAAUCAGUAUUGGAUUUAAUGCUAUAUUCAGUUUAUAUUUAUUCUCUGUAUGUAAACUGUGUGUUGAAUGGCUGUUAAUUCCAUUAAUUUAAUGUACUGUAUCCUACACAUUCCUAUUAUUCCUAUUCGCCUGCUUUUUUAUAACAUGCUGUGCCAAUAAUGUAACUUUUUUUUAUUCAAGACAGUUACUUCUAGAAUUUUGAGUGUAUGUUUAUUUUGUUUCUUUUUCAUUCCAUCAAUGAAUAUUUUUAGACCUUUUUAUUUAGCAGAAUCUUUCUGUACUUCAUUGAUGUGGCAAGCACCAAACUGUUCUGCCUUUCUGUUGUCUACUUUGUGUGUGUGUGUGUUUUAAUCAAAACCUGCUGAUGGCUAAAUGGUUCUUUUUUUGUGAGUGUCAAUAGUGAAAAUGAGGUCCAGAUUUGAAUAAAUUAAACACCACAGUA